This is a messenger RNA of Ostertagia ostertagi, 771 nucleotides long. The record is from the annotation of a GenBank genome assembly. NCBI's taxonomy places the organism in Eukaryota, Metazoa, Nematoda, Chromadorea, Rhabditida, Trichostrongylidae.
AUGGCUCUACGGUAUCUGCUCCAGACGCAAAAGGCUACUGUACUUUGGGCACGUCGGUGGGUACUGCAAGAGCUGGCGUUGCGAACGCUGACCACAUUAUUGGUUCGAGCCGUGCCAGAUGCUGCCUGUGCAGCAAUGAAGAAUCACAAGGAUCUCGGUUUGCACACGGAGAUGUUCUCCGACGGUGUUCUGCAGCUUAUCACCUCCAACGCCAUGACCAAUAAGAACAAGCUCGUGCGUCCGGGUAAGCUGGUGACUUCGUUCGUCUUUGGCAGUAGGAAGCUGUAUGACUACGUGAACAACAACCCACUGGUUGAGUUCUGCGACGUCCAAUGGGUCAACGAUCCAGCUGUCAUCCGGCAAAACCCCAAAGUGGUCGCGAUCAACGCAGCCGUCGAAAUUGAUCUCACUGGGCAAGUGGUUGCCGAUUCGAUCGGUAAGCAAUUCCUGUCCGGUUUCGGUGGUCAAGUAGACUUUAUUCGUGGAGCCGCCAUCAGUGACGACGGCAAAGGCAAACCUAUCAUCGCCCUUCCGUCAAUGUCGAAAAAGGGCCAAAGCAAAAUUGUGCCCUACAUACAAGAGGGAGCUGGCGUUGUAACCUCCCGAUCUCAUGUUCACUACGUUGUCACGGAGUACGGUAUCGCUCAGCUGUGGGGUAAGAACAUGCGGCAAAGAGCGUACGAACUCAUCAGAAUCGCUCAUCCAUCACAGCGUCAAGCGCUGGAAAAGGCAGCUUUUGAAAGGUUGAAGGUGAUGCCGUCCGCGGACUAG